UCCCUCGAGCCGCGGCCCCGACUCCCCCCACGUCCUCGGAGAAGUUGGUCACGUCCAGCCGUCGACCCCAGAGCGCGUCGGCGUCGUCAUGGCGACGCCUCCUUGCGGGAGCUGGCAUUGCCCGAAUCCGGCCCGGGAACCAUCUCCAGUAACCUUUGGUUCUAAAAAGAAGACUCCACUUUUCAUGAAAACAUGGCCCUGGUGAAAACCCCAAGCAGAGAACUAAAGAAUGGUGAAGAAUCUUUUAAUAAAGUAUCACCUGUCCUUUUGAAGAGCCUGGUGGAGGAGCCCAAGAAAAGAACAGAGGUACCUAAUCAUCUCCUAGAAUCAAAGGUUUACGCAAAACUUCUGAGUAAUAAGGUGCUACAGGCAAAACCUGGCAUAUUACAUUUUGGAGGCUAUCAAAUAGAAAAGCAACACCAACAGAUUCUGCAUCUGGUCAAUAUUUCUGGUGAAAACAUACAUCUUCAUAUUUUACCCCCACAAACUAAAUACUUUCAGAUCAAGUAUGUGAAAAAAGAGCACCGCCUGGUUCCUGGCUUGUCCCUCACGGUCACCGUUACAUUUUCUCCCGAUGAGUGGCGUUACUAUUAUGACUGCAUCCGGGUUCAUUGUAAGGGAGAUGAGACUUUGCUCGUUCCCGUGCAUGCCUAUCCUGUCGUGAAUAAACUGGACUUUCCCUCAUUUAUAAAUCUGUCAAAUGUUCUGCUGGGUGAAAGCAAAGAUUAUGUUAUUCCUUUGCGGUGCAGCUGCCCUGUUGAUUUUGAAUUUCAUGUCGCUUUGAUUCAGUCUCAUCAAGCCUUUACUAUUGAGCCGACGUCAGGAGUAAUUCCGGCUAAUGGGAAGGUGAAUGUGACUAUUAAGUUUACACCAUUGCAGUAUGGGACUGCACAGAUAAAAGUGCAGUUAUGGAUUUCACAGUUCAACUCUCAACCAUAUGAAUGUGUAUUCACCGGAACUUGCUAUCCCAACAUGUCUUUAAGCUUAGAAGAAUUUGAAAGAUUAAAUACUCUUUCUAAGAAAGCAAACGUUCCUUCAGAAAAGACCAUGACACGUAUACAUUUUCACCGACUACCAGCAAAGCAGAAGCCUCAAAAGAGUAAGGAAAUCGAAUACCAGAACUUGAGAUUUCCAGUAAACUUAUCAAAUCCGUUCGCCGUGGCAACUGUUUUAAACCAAGUACCAGGAAAAAUGAAGAUUAAAGAAUUAAAAGAAGUUUUAGACCAAGGCAAUGAGAUGUCAAAAACAAGACAAAUGAAAGAAGCACUCUUUGAACAGAAAGUCAGGCAGAACAUUAAUGAAGAAAUUGAAAAUCACCUUAAGUGGCAGGUGCACCUUGGUAAAGAUCCCAUGUCUUUUAAAUUUAAAAAAGAGCUUACUGAAGAAUACCAAAGAGCAUGUGCCAAAUAUAAGCUAGAUAGAGGAGACCCCGUUGUGGAUGAGGAACUUCAGCGACUCAAGACUGAGGUGAACCAGAAAAGGAUCAUCCACAACCUAGAAGACAAAGUCAAUGAAUUUCAUCCUAGUUUUGACCCACUCGUUAACAACACUUGGAUCAACAGGUUCAGGGCACAGAAGCGGUUUCAACAAGCAGCACGCAAGAUCGUGGUUCAUCUGCGAUUAGUAAAUAUGCUGGAUGCUGUUCGUGGCAUAGGAAAAGAGACUAAACUUCAGAAAGCCAGUCAGGGAAAACCAUCACUGUUAGAUGAAGAUCCUUCCAAAUACCUUUUUCUUCCUGGGAUCAAUCAAGAUGAUUAUUCCUUCCGGUUUUCUGUAUCCCCCAGUGCAGUGCUGCCCUUCACGUUCCCAUCCUACAGCCCUCCACAGGGCUCCAGCGAGCUGGCGCCCGACGCUCUUGGACUGGUUCCAAUUAAAUCUUCAGAAGUUCAAAUCAAGCAGUGUUAUUCCUUCUUGAAUUUGCAGGUCCCUCAGCUGUACAAAAUCAAGGGGUAUCGGCCAUUCUCUAUCCAGAAGGCAUCAUCAAGUUACAAACCUCAAAAGCUUGCUCGAGCCCUGAGGCAAGGAGCUGAGGAUGAAGCCACCACCAUUGUCACCCUUCCGAAGCAGGACGCCACCCCUCAGCUCUCCAGCAAGACCCCUAUCUUGAACAUGAAACCGCCUGAGGCCUUGGCCACAUCUCUCGAGUAUGAUCGGCUUUAUAUUUUUAAUCCCAACCCAGGACUGUAUGCUGUGAUGCACCCUCUGCCCUACGUGGAAACCGUGAUCGAUUACCAUCUGUGCCCUCACCCCAAGUACAAGUUCACCAAAGAGUCCCACCUUGGCUCCAGCAUCCCUCUCACCCAAAAGCAGUUUCUCCAUCACACGGACAUUAUUCCCGGAAUAAUGCACUGGAAGAGGUUCCAGUCCCAGGUUCUCUCGUCCCUGCCCAACACCUCUAAGACAGAGGCUACCAGGAGCUCUGACUCCUUCAGUACAGUUAUACUUCCCGUAGAUGUCCCGGCCAUUGCUGACGGCCUGACAGAAGAUGACAGAUUGGAAAUAGCUGAACGUGAGCUCUGUGAACGAGACCUAAAUGUUAUGUUGACUCCAGAAAUGAUCCAAGUGGAAUUCCCGAUGUUAGACCACAAGGACACCAAGAAGGAGAAGUUGUCAGCGGUGGCAGCAGUCAUGGCUGGACCCCUGUGGUGGGCUGCAGCAUUUGUGCAGAGACACCGUUCAGGCCUCUUGGUGACUUCCUGCGCAGGCCUUUUUGGGGCCCAGAUCUCGUACCACCUCUUCCCAGAUCCCGUGAUCCAGUGGCUGUACCAGUACUGGCCUCAGGGCCAGCCGGCCCCACUCUUCCCAGAGCUGCAGAGCCUCUUCCAAGAGGUGCUACAGGACAUGGGUGUCCCUUCAGACCAUCGCUACGAGGCCUUCACCACCUUCACCUUCCAGCCUGUGAGUGCCGGCUUCCCGCGGCUGCCCGGUGGGGCCGUGGUGGGCCUCCCCGCCAGCUUCCUGAGUGGCCCAGUGACGAACAGUGACCAGCCUGUGGUUGUCCACGGACAAAGAGUGGACUGGCAGAGUCCAGCCGGCACCCGGCUGCGAGAUGCCCUGACCCUGUCCCGUGAUGCCCAGAAGUUCGCCUUGGCCCGGGAGGUAGUUUACCUGGAGAGCAGCACGGCCGCCCUGCAGGCCUUGCCGGCUCCAGCUUGCCUAGUCGGAACCUGGGCACUGGGCGUGGGUGCCAAGCAAGCUCUGGGCCUUUACGGAGGCCCCAUGAACUUACGGGCUGCCUUCAACUUGUUGGCAGCCGUGGCGGGCUUUGUGGCCUAUGCCUUCUCCACCGACUCUCUCACUCACGCCCUGGAGGCCUGGCUGGACCGCCGCACGGCCUCCCUGUCUGCAGCCUAUGCCCGGGGCGGAGUGGAGUUCUACGAGAAAGUUCUGUCAGGCAACCUGGCCCUGCGCAGCCUCCUGGGCAGGCAUGGGGAGACGCUGUACACGCCCAGCGGGAACGUCGUCCCCAGACACUGGUUCCGCAUCAAACAUUUACCCUACACGACCCGCCGGGACUCUGUGCUGCAGAUGUGGAAGGUGGCAGUCAACCCGGGCCGCUCCUGAGCGCUCAUCCCUGGAGGGUCCCAGCUCCUGCGGGCACCACCCUCCCACUGCCUCAGGGGGCUCUCUUGGUGCCUCCUCUGCAUUCUCAGCACAGGGUCAGAAAAAUUAAGGACUCAGGGUUCAAACCCUAACCUGACUCUUAGGAUCCCUGUGACCUUGCACAAGUCCCUUUAUGAAUCUGAGCCUCGGUUUUCUCAACCGUACAAUGGGGAUGAUGUAAACUGCCUCAGGAUUUGUGGGAGAUCAUGAAUAUAAAGCCUGGCAGAGGAUGCUCUAUAAAUAAAUGGGAGGUCCCUCCUACUCGGUAUGUGGACUCCUGUGAGCUGUGGGAAUCAGGCCACAUCUUCUCUUCCAGAGGUUACAGGAUGGGAACACUCGUAAUCUUAAUCUACCCCUUAAUCUACCUGGUGGUCAAGCCUCUACUGUGGUAGAAGGUAAAAGAUUUGAUAAGCCAAGAUGAGAAUUUAAGUGUGGGCUUGAGGUGGGACUUGAAGGUUGGCAGAACUGCUGCAGAUGGCACUCUCAGGCAUGGGUGCCCAACUAGGAAGGCGGGGCCUCUGCAAAGCCACUCCCACCCUGAACCUGGAGGGGAGGAAAGGUGUUCCCGGAACCUGGGAGAUGUGUGGUGUAGGUGACCUCCUGGCCAAAGUUCUGGCCAGGUAGAGGAACAAGCCACUGCCAAAGCUGAGACCCUGCAGUGGGGGGAACCAGGGUGCCCUUGGAUCUGCCAGGGCCUCCCUCUGGCUGAGCCCACUGGAAGCCAGGGCACGGGAAGCCCAGAGGGCAGUCCAGAGUAAUCAGCUGCCGGGACAUGGUCAGGGCUUGGAGAGGAGUGGGCUGAGAUUGCAGUAAGGAGAGCAGAAGGCUGGAGAGGGAGUGAGCCGAGACUGCAUGCAUGUUCAGGGCUCUUGGGAGGCUGCAUCCUGCCCCACUUGCUUCGCUGAACCCUUCAGAUGUGGGUAGAGCAGACCUCCAGUCUUGACCCUUAGCUUAGAACGGGCAGAGUGCUGGGCACAGGGGAGACCCCAGGGCCAGGUGAAGGGAGUCAUGACCAGUGAGCCAGCCCCAGCUCAGCCAUUCCUGUUGUAGUCUUUUCGUUGGAAAUUAGUUUUCCCUAGAAGAAUUUUGAAGAUAGGGUCUGGCCCUGAUGUAACUCAUGGCAAAGGGAUCAAGCUGGACCCAGGGAAGGGCAGACAGUUCCUGGCGGGAGACUGCGAGAGGGCAUGGUGCCAGAUGGGCUAACAGAGGGGCGUGGAGAUGGCACCUUCCUGCAGGGUCCUCCACCUCGAGCUGGGCAGGCACUGGCACACAUCCUCUGCCUCUGCCUGUUACUGCUAACUGCAAUUAAGAAAUAUCAAAGUUAGUGGUUUAGCGUCUCUGCCAAAAUGUGCUGCCUACAAAGGCAGGGAAGGUAUGUUCUGUUUAAUGCACUGGACAUUUUUCGAAUAAAUGAGCAAAGCUCUUA
Messenger RNA from Choloepus didactylus (southern two-toed sloth), 5029 nucleotides. RefSeq names its product transmembrane protein 177-like. Gene Ontology annotation, cellular component: cilium. The coding region runs from base 193 to 3564 and encodes 1123 amino acids. Lineage: Eukaryota; Metazoa; Chordata; Mammalia; Pilosa; Megalonychidae. The transcript has 24 exons. Gene Ontology annotation, biological process: cilium assembly; cilium movement. The record is from RefSeq and is a predicted model, not a curated record.